UCAGGCAGCUGGUUUGGGGUGAUGACGUGUAGUCAUCAACAGGACUGCUAACUCCUGCUUACUGACCGGAUAAAUGACAACAGACCCGGCAGCAGGUUUUCAGGUGGACGACGAAGAAACCGCGAGCUUUCAGUGAGUAGUGACAGGCGCCGCCCCGAGCCCGAACGGGAGCAGAAUGAAAAUCCUGGCACUGCCUACGUUUGAGCCAUACUGGAUGAGGACACAACAGCAUUCCUGAACUGUAAACAACGCUGUGUGAGGCUCUGAAGAGAAUUGAGAUGUUUGCCAAAUUGAAAAAGAAGAUAGCAGAGGAGGCAGCCAUAGCGCCCCGCAGCGGUAUCCGCAUACCCCGCUCCAUCAGUAAGGAGUCCAUCACCUCGGGCGGAGCAGAUUCCGGGGAUGACUUUGCAUCUGAUGGCAGCAGCUCCAGGGACGACCUGUCUGCUCAGCUCCUCAGACGAAAUGAACAGAUUCGGAAGCUCGAGGCCAAACUAUCAGACUUCGCUGAGCAGCUCCGAAUAUUGCAGAAGACCAAGGACAAGCUUGAGGUGGCGUUAGAGCAGCAUCAAGAUUCUUCCAUCAAGAAACUUCAGGUCCAGAAUGAGUCUCACCAAGCCUCCAGAGCCAAACUGGCGGAGGGGAUGACCUUAGCCCUGGAAAAGAGGGAUCAGGAAUGGACAGAAAAGAUGUCCUCUGUGGAAAAGGAAAACGCAGCUUUGUCAGCUCGGCUGCAGGAGAUGAUGGAGCAAAGUUUGACACUCUUUCAGAAAAGAGACGACCUUGAUGAAUUGGAGGGUUUUCAACAGCAAGAGCUGGCCAAAGUCAAACACAUGUUGUUGAGGAGGGAGGAGCAGCUGAGCCAGCGGGAGGCGGAGCUUCAAACAUGUAAGCGAGGGCUUUCUGAGGCUGAGGACAAACUGCAGGCUCUGAGCAGACUGCACGACCAGACCUGCACACUUCAUGCUGAGCUGGAAAUAGAACAUGAGGAGCUGCUGUUGCUCAGGGCAGAGGCGGAGAAGAAGUCUGGUGAACUGGAUGUCCGAUGCCGGGAGCUACAGGCCGUCAUCCAGCAGGUUUCUGAAGACUUCCAACAGUCACAGACUCUGGUCGGGACUUUACAGCGAUCCCUUCACCACUUACAGACUGAACGUGAUGCCCUGAAGCUCCAACAACAAAAGGCUGCUGUGACCCAGGAGGGCAUGGAGUGCCUGUUGGUGGACCUUCAAAAGAAAGUCAUUUCCCUGGAGAGCCGCCUGCAAAGGAACCUGAGCCCUGACGAACAUCUGCAGGAGCUCUUUCAAGAGAAACUGACCCUGGAGCAGAGUGUGGAAGAGACCCGAACAAAACUGAUGGCACUUAGGGCAAACCACGCAGAGACAGUCAUCCCUCUGGAGGCACAGGUUUCCAGAAUGAGUUUGAGUAUCAUGGAGCUACAGACUCUCCUCCGACACAAAGACGAGUCCUCCAGAGCCUACAGGGACAGGACAGACGCACAGAUAGCGACCCUGGAACAGGAAGUCCAAGAGAGCAGUGAGCAUGUGAGGAGAGCAGAGAGGCAGCUUACAGACAAACAGCAGCACAGCGACAAGCUGGAAGCAGCGUGGAGAGCAGAGAAGGCCGCCCUGGAUCAGGAGCUGAGUCAGAGGGCCAAACAUCUGGAGGAAUGUGUGUCCACCUUACAGAGGGACAAACGAACGCUGCAGGACAGGCUGAGUGCUCUUGAGCAGCAGAAAGAUGAAGUGAUCUCUGUUCUGAGACAGCGGAUGGAUGAGCUGGACCAGUGCAAGGAGGAGCUUCACAGAUGUCACACACUGAGUGCUGAGAUGGUGAAAGCUCUCGAUGACAGCAGACGACAGGUGGUGGUGCUGGGAACGCAGGUUGGAGAGUUGACCUCAGCACUACAGACCUCACAGCAGGAAGUGACGAGGAUCACUGACCAGCUAACUCGGAGAGACGAGGACCUCAAAACACUCCAUCAAGAGCUGGAGAGUCAACGGGCCUCACUUGGAUUGUUGCAGAAGGACUUUGAGUGGCGACAGGCCCAGCUGGAGCAGACUAACAUGGACAAAGACGCACAGCUGCUCAGCCUGAGGGGGGAGCUGCUGAGCCAGACACAGCAGCUGGACUGCUGCCAGGGACGGAUCUCUUACCUGGAGGUUGAGGUGGAGAUGCUGACUGAGCAGCUUCACUGCCCUGCGGUGUGCGAAGAGGACCAGAACGGCAGCGUGACCGUGGACGACCUCCACCACGUUCAGAAGGUCAACAGAGAGCUGGAGCUGCAGCUCAACGACAAGAACAGGACCAUCAAGCAGCUGCAGCAGAGACUGGCUGAACUGAAGAGGACUCUGCAGAAAGAACUGAAGAUGAAACCUGAGCCGGACACCGAAGGGAAAGAGAAGUUGCCAGAGUGUAGAACAGAUAAACAGGAGCGGGUUAGUCCUGACCCGGUGCCAGAGUCCAUGCCGGCUCCUCUGCCCGCAAACAUCACUGUGACCAAUACCUCAGACAUCAGUGACUCCCGAGAAAUUAACUUUGAGUAUCUGAAACACGUGGUCCUGAAGUUCAUGUCGUCCAGAGAGGCUGAGGCGUACCAGCUGAUACGAGCCGUGUCUGUGCUGCUCAACUUCACCCACGAGGAAGAGGACAUGCUGAAGCAGACUCUGGAAUACAAGAUGUCCUGGUUUGGAUCCAAGCCUUCUCCAAAGGGAACCAUCCGACCCUCAGUCUCAGGUGUUCACUGAAGCUGAAGUUGAAACCACGAAGCAGGCAGCAGCAGUUUGUGUUUUUUUUUUUUUGGUGGAGGACUUUUUUUCAGCUCAUAAUGCUGCACACUGUCUCUGAGGGGAUAAAGACUUAUUUCUGAUCAGUUGUUGAAUUUAAAAUGACAAUGUUUAAUCAUCUUUAACCACACUAUGCUUUAAAGUGUCUAAUUUUUCCAAUCUGAACCUCUGACAGUUUUGUUUGUCUUCAGGGUUUUGUAAUAAAGCAACCACAAUGUGCUGAAAAAUAACUGCCUCUCAUUCACGUCCAUCCAGACAUGCGGUGUCACAGUCCCUGAGACUGCAGGCGGUGGCUGCAGAUGAACCUCAAUGGUUUGCUCUUGACAAACUCGGAUACCUCCACACUGGGAUUUUCUUCUGUUUGUUGAACUCUAUUAUAAUCAGAAGAUUGUCUCGGACGGGUUAGACUUGAGGAUUAAUGGACAAUAAACACCUUCAUCCUUGUCCGGCGUCACCAUGCAGUAAAACCUCAAAUCCUGAGGGAGCUGAAGGGACACGGGGCUGAUUGUGGU
Molecule: messenger RNA, 3292 nt
Organism: Thalassophryne amazonica
Lineage: Eukaryota; Metazoa; Chordata; Actinopteri; Batrachoidiformes; Batrachoididae
Gene: golga1
Product: golgin A1
Exons: 24
Coding region: 279-2741 (820 amino acids)
Cellular component (GO): Golgi apparatus
Source: RefSeq, a predicted model, not a curated record